AUGAAUUGCCCUCGAGUACUGCUCACGGGUGCAAAUGGAUUUAUCGGAGCCCACGUCCUCGACGUCCUCCUGAAAAACGGUGCAUUUGUGCAGGCGAUAGUUCGUGGCCCUGAGAAGGCAGCUAGACUUCGCAAGGACUUCUCUGCAUUCGAAAAGACAAGGUUGGACUUUUCAAUUGUCCCCGACAUAACAGUUGAAGGCUGCUUUGACAAGUGCAUGCAGGAAUGCCAACCUCUUGACGCAGUCGUCCACACUGCGGCGCCUUUGGCUCCCACUGAGUUCUCCAAAUCUCUCGGGCCUAUGCUGCAAGGAACGCUUGAGAUUCUGCGAUCAGUGUCACGCCAUGCGCCGACUGUCAAGCGUGUGGUAAUUACAGGAAGCUUCUCGUCGAUUGGUAAUGUACUCGACAUACAAAAUGGUGGCAUUGUCUAUUCGUCUGACAGCUGGAACCCAAUUACGAUGGAACAAGCAAAAUUCAGUCAUGGAGAAGUGGCUUACUGGGCGGGCAAGACAAUCGCCGAAAAAGCAGCAUGGGAGUUCGUUCAGAACGAAAAGCCCCCGUUCGAACUCGUCGUCCUGUGUCCGACAGCGGUGUACGGCCCUCUGCGGCACAGCAUCGAUUCAAUCAAAGACUUGAAUUCAUCUAACAAUCAUUUGUACGAGAAUUUCUUCGCCUCCUCGAAAGAACUGCCAGUUCCCGAAGACUAUGUUCAAUCAUCCGUUGAUGUUCGAGAUCUUGCUACUGCGCAUUACCAGGCAUGCUUUGCCCCGAGCGUCGGCAACAGACGCUACCUUGUGACUGCGGGAGAAAAUCUCAAUCAAGAGAUUUCUGAUAUUAUGAGAGAAGCAUUCCCUGACCGCGACAGGAACAUUCCACUGGGCAAUCCGGGGAACCAUACUUUGGGGCCAGAAAUGUUUCGUACAGACAACGCUUUGUCAAAAGAGGUAUUAGGAGUGAGCUACCGCCCAUUUCGGGAGACUCUCGUAGAUGUAUGUCGCUAUUUCCUUGAAAUGGAAGCGCAGGAUUCUUCUGCGUGAAUGUUUUCUCGAAGAGGGCAAUUUCAGUUUGAAAUUGGGAGAAGGGAAACUUGGUCAUGCCCACCGCCUUGUGACAAGCAUUUACCUAUCUCUAAG
This is a messenger RNA of Exophiala oligosperma, 1134 nucleotides long. RefSeq lists its product as uncharacterized. NCBI's taxonomy places the organism in Eukaryota, Fungi, Ascomycota, Eurotiomycetes, Chaetothyriales, Herpotrichiellaceae. Gene Ontology annotation, molecular function: oxidoreductase activity, acting on the CH-OH group of donors, NAD or NADP as acceptor. The record is from RefSeq and is a predicted model, not a curated record. The transcript has 3 exons. Bases 1 to 1038 code for a protein of 345 amino acids.